UCUCUUCUCUCAUUCUUCUUUCUUUUGUAAUCAACUAUGAGUAUGCUUUGUGAUUUGAGUGAUUAUGAUGAUGAGCUCUACAAAUUCUACCAUAAUGAAGAGACUCAAAACUCAUGUUGCUACAAGUUAGAUUCUCGAAUGAGAAAGAGCGUAAUAGAUUGGUUGAUACAGAUACAUUAUGAACAAAAACUCACGUCGGAGACUCUUUACCUCUGCGUCAACGUUCUUGACCGUUUUCUUUCCAAAUCCAAUUAUGAAGUUGCAACAAAAGAUAAACUUAAGCUUCUUGGUUUGGCGUCGUUGAUGUUAGCGUCUAAAUAUGAACAAAGAGGGGCAGUUGGAGUUUAUGAUAUUGAAUACUUGGCUGAGUAUUCUUAUUUUCCUGAGGAAAUAUGUGCAAUGGAAAAACAUAUCCUGCAACAACUUGAUUGGAUUUUAACAGUUCCGACACCUUAUGUUUUUCUUGUUAGAAACAUAAGGGCGUGCCUUGUAUCAGAUCAAGAUAAGAUCAUGGAGAAUAUGGCGUGUUUCUUCUCUGAGCUCAGCUUGACACAGUAUUCUAUCGUAUGUCACUAUAAACCUUCUGAGAUUGCAGCUUCUGCGGUGUAUUGUGCGAGAAUUAUUGUUGGAAGAUACCCUUUUUGGAGCAACGAAUUGAAGAUAUGUACAGGGUAUUCUGUAGAGAAAUUAUUGUGUUGUGUCAAAGCUAUGAUGGAAUUGUGCAAUGAUACUUGUAAAGAAGGAACCAUGGAAGUUUUUAAAAAGUUUUCAAGCUUACAUCAAUCUAGGGUUUCCUGUGUUGUUCAGGAAACUCUGGAAGAAGCUUUUUUAUCUUAGCAAUUAACAUCAUGUACUGAAUUUCAAUGUUUUUCAGCAAUUAAAUGUACACAUUUUUAUUAGUAUCUGUAUAUAAUAUUAUGAGAU
Trifolium pratense (red clover) is the source of this 924-nucleotide messenger RNA. RefSeq names its product G2/mitotic-specific cyclin-2-like. Gene Ontology annotation, molecular function: cyclin-dependent protein serine/threonine kinase regulator activity. Gene Ontology annotation, cellular component: nucleus; centrosome; cytoplasm. The record is from RefSeq and is a predicted model, not a curated record. Gene Ontology annotation, biological process: regulation of cyclin-dependent protein serine/threonine kinase activity; mitotic cell cycle phase transition. Lineage: Eukaryota; Viridiplantae; Streptophyta; Magnoliopsida; Fabales; Fabaceae. The transcript has a single exon. The coding region runs from base 37 to 837 and encodes 266 amino acids.